ACAUGUUUUUUGACAUUACAACCCGGAAGUGAACCAUCCAUGUGCGCACGUGGUUUUCAUAAUCAAGCGUCAAAAUGGCUGAACAGAGAUGGGUACCCCUGGAGUCUAACCCCGAUGUGCUGAACAAGUAUAUCCAUGACCUCGGAGCCCCAAGCAAGUGGCAGUUUGUGGAUGUGUUUGGUUUGGACGAUGACCUCCUCGCCAUGGUACCCCAGCCAGUGGUGGCCAUUAUGCUGUUGUAUCCACUCACAGAGAAGGUAGAGGGAAGCCCAAUUGGAGAUGUGGACACAGGUGUUUUAGAAAAGGCCUACUUCAUCAGACAGACCAUCCGCAAUGCCUGUGGAACUAUUGCGCUUGUACAUGCCCUGGCCAAUAACAAGGACAAGAUUGAGUUUGAUGAUAGCAAAUAUUUCACCAAGUUCCUGGAAAGUACCAAGACCAUGAGCCCAGAAGACAGAGCAGGCUUUCUGGAGAAAGAUUCUAAUAUGGGGAACAUUCAUGAAGAAAGUGCACAGGAAGGCCAAACGCAGGCUCCUUCGAGAGAGGAUGAGGUGAACCCCCACUUCGUGGCCUUCAUCCAUCAGGACGGCGGCCUGUACGAACUUGACGGGCGUAAGGAUGGACCAAUCAGACACUCUGAUUCAACACCAGAGACCCUCCUGCAAGACACAGCCAAGGUCCUGCGGAAGUUCAUGGACCGGGAUCCAGAAAACAUCAACUUUGCAAUCACUGCCUUGGUCCAGAAUUAGGACCCGUCUACCAGGUCAAGCAAAAAUGCACCACCACAUUUUCUGUGGCUUAUUGCAACAAUCCUGCUGAUUGGCUAAUAUCUCUCUACUCUCAAAGCAGUGUGGUUGCUUUUGUUAUAUGCAUAGCCAGGUCAGCAGGUGGUUCACCAAGGAAAUAUUUACAAAACAGUUGACGUAAUGACUUUUUCCAAAAAACAAAUAUUUUCUUAGCAAGAACAUCAACCUGUGCCUUUUGAGUACAGGAAAAAAUCAUUGAAAGAAAAAAUUAAUAAAAUAGAUAACUGAAUUUGAGGUGACAUUUGCUACUUCAUGUAAAACCAUUUCCGUCACCAGUACACUAUCAGUAUGCAUGUGGACCAUGUUCUGGAGGCUCACUUCAGGAAGAGGUUUGCCUUAUGUCUGUAUGUGAUAUGCCCCGUAUUUACUGGUCAUUAAGCUUGUAUCCUGUGAAUGAAUAUGCUUGUUGUUGUAUGCUAGUUUGAUGUUCAUGGUGAAAAUUACAACUAAAUGGUUGUGUGUCAGUUUGAACCAGAAUUGGUAGAGUGAGUUUGGUGAAUGUUUAAUCAACCGAUACCGAUUUCAAAAGUUGUAAGGAAUGUGUGUUUAAAGCCAUGUUGUAUUAUUGUACUAUGGUGCAUAAUUAGCUUAAUGUUACAAUUAUAAUGAUGAUCUGUUUCAAGUAUUAAUGGUUUGAUCAUUUCAGGCAAGUCAUUGUUCAUUGGUGUUUAUUGAGAAUUACCGUUUCUUGUUAUCCACUUCCAUGUUGAAAUAGGCAAAGGAAUUCCAAGUCCCUUCAUUAUAAGUUAUUGUUUGUUGUGAGAAAAAGGUUUGAAAGAGAGAAUACUCUGGUAGGUUUGUUUUUAUUUAUUUGGACAGCCUUGAUCGAUUAAUUCAACUUAGUGCUUUGGCUGAAAAUUAUUUCAAGUUAUCUGGUUCAGAUGUCUUCUUUGAUUAUUUUCUUCAGCUGCGAAGAAAAAGUUGUCUUGUCCAUCUUAUAAUGAAAGUGUCUACUCCAUAGUCCCUCCGGUGACAGUAUAUUCCCACAGUGCCAUUGACAAGUGAGUCACGAGGUCUGUAGGAUGGUGAGAUGUACCAUAUGUGACAUUCAAUUGACUCCUUUUGUCUUGAUUUUUAGAAAGCUAUUUCGUUCACUUUCAUGAAUUAGAUCCUAGUCAAUUACCAAUUUUCUUUGUGUUUUUAUUCAGCGUUCAGUUCGAAAAAGUCGAUGUCAUUUUGGGUAAUGAAACACCGUCCUGAAACCCAUCGUGCCAUAGAUAAAUAAUAACUUUUGAAAACUACAGGUUAAUCAAUUAUUUGUGUUGAUUUGGACCAAUAUUCUUUUUUUUUUAUUGUUGUUUUAUGCUUUUGAAAAUUAUACAGGAUGCUAUAUAAUAUGUUCAUUGAUUUCUGGGUGGGGAUUAUUUCUCUAUAUGUAGGUGACUUGAUGGACAAAGCCAGAAAAUUAACCAAGAUUUUUGUCUCCAAUUGGGAUAAGGAUCUUACACCAUGGGAAAUGUCUUCAAAAUUUAAACUGAAAAAACAAUUGACCCAGUAAUAAAUAAUUCCAUAAUUUGACAAUGUUUGAUAUUUGAAGUGUUUAACACUAGUGCGUCCUGCAGAAUCUUUUGUUAAGUUUUGUUUGAAUGGGGUCACAGAUACCAAGGUUGAUGAUCCAAGACGGUUUCAGCGUGAAACCUUUGACAUGUUUCAACUCAACAUUGAUCAAAUGGGUUCUUUCCAUGCUUCAUGUUAUGUAAGCAGAAAGACUUCAAAACAAAUGGUCACAUUGUGUAAUUUGAAAUCAUGGCGUAUGUCCCGAUAUCUAAGAUUGUGGGAGUCAGCUGUCAGCAUAUUUCCCCAUUUCAUGUAAGCUUCCAGUCGUUGUUUGAUCACGUAACAGCAGUGCUAUCAGACGAAGAUAAUUUUUUGGAAUGGCCUAAAAUAUUAUUUGCCUGUAUAUUUUUGUACACGGGCAUGUUUUCUGAUGUAUGCAUGGGUUUAUUGGAUGAUAUUUUUUCAGUACACACCUGCAGGUCUCCGUGGCAACGCUAUGUCCUACACGUGCCAAUGUUCAUGUUGCAGACUGUAAUAAAUAUUGCUACAAGCA
Messenger RNA from Haliotis rufescens (red abalone), 2856 nucleotides. RefSeq names its product ubiquitin carboxyl-terminal hydrolase-like. Gene Ontology annotation, biological process: protein deubiquitination; ubiquitin-dependent protein catabolic process. The transcript is spliced from 9 exons. The record is from RefSeq and is a predicted model, not a curated record. Lineage: Eukaryota; Metazoa; Mollusca; Gastropoda; Lepetellida; Haliotidae. Bases 75 to 749 code for a protein of 224 amino acids. Gene Ontology annotation, cellular component: cytoplasm. Gene Ontology annotation, molecular function: cysteine-type deubiquitinase activity.